Carya illinoinensis is the source of this 1719-nucleotide messenger RNA. Its product is annotated as growth-regulating factor 4-like. Gene Ontology annotation, cellular component: nucleus. Gene Ontology annotation, molecular function: ATP binding. Bases 394 to 1410 code for a protein of 338 amino acids. The record is from RefSeq and is a predicted model, not a curated record. The transcript has 4 exons. Gene Ontology annotation, biological process: developmental process; DNA-templated transcription; regulation of DNA-templated transcription. NCBI's taxonomy places the organism in Eukaryota, Viridiplantae, Streptophyta, Magnoliopsida, Fagales, Juglandaceae.
UGCUGCAGGCAUGUGUGGUUUGCAACCAAACACACAUAAAAAGCUUCAGAGAGCGCAGGCUUAUAAAUGAAGCUCAGUUACCCGUACAGAACUUAAAAACCCCGUUACAGUAGCUUAAGAAAGAGCCUCGCCCAAUAAAAUGAGACCAAACCUUGUCCCUUGGGGUUCAUCCACAUAGUCGCUGCCCCCCAUUCCCAACACACACACACAGAGACACUUUCAGACACCAGCACACAAACUUAGCAGAGUGCGACACACUGAGAGAGCAAAUCUAAAUGGUUGAGACAGAGGCUGAUCCCUGUCCCAUGCUUUUCAGUGUCUCAAGGGGCCAUUUUUGAGCUUUGUGGGUCUAGAGGGAAGGCGUUAUAAGGGUCAGAAAUAGUUGUGGUGGAGAUGAACAGUAGUGGGGGUGGUGGAGGAGGUGGCGGUGGGGGUGGUGGGGCUGGGAAUGGGGUGGGGACAGUAAUGGUGGGAGGGAUGAGGUCACCUUUUACAGCGUCACAAUGGCAGGAGCUGGAGCACCAAGCUUUGAUCUUCAAGUAUAUGAUGGCUGGUUUGCCUGUGCCACCUGAUCUUGUGCUCCCCAUUCAGAAAAGCUUCGAGUCCAUUUCUCAUAGGUUCUUCCACCAACCCACCAUGGGCUAUUGCUCCUUCUAUGGGAAGAAGGUGGAUCCGGAGCCAGGACGAUGCCGGAGGACUGAUGGCAAAAAGUGGAGGUGUUCCAAAGACGCGUACCCGGACUCCAAGUACUGUGAGCGCCACAUGCACCGUGGCCGCAACCGUUCAAGAAAGCCUGUGGAAUCGCAAACCAUGACACAGUCAUCAUCGUCUACUGUGACAUCACUGACUGUUACUGGAGGCAGCAGUGGAAAUGAGAGCUUCCAGAGCCUUCCGUUGAGUGCCUUUGGUAAUCCCCAAGGCGCCAGUUCUGGAACCAACCAAUCCCAAUAUCAUUUGGACUCUAUUCCGUUUGGAAUCCCAAACAAAGAUUACAGGUACCUUCAGGGACUUAAACCUGAGGUAGGUGAGCAUAGUUUCUUCUCUGAUGCAUCAGGCAGCAAUAGGAAUCUCCAGAUGGACUCACCGCUAGAUAACACAUGGCCUUUAAUGCCGUCCAGAGUUGCCUCAUUUCCUGGAUCAAAACCCAGUGACAAUUCCAUGUUACAGAAUGAUUUUCCCCAGCACUCUUUUUUGGGUAGUGAUUUUGCCUUGGGAGAACCUGUGAAACAGGAGGGUCAGUCUCUUCGACCUUUCUUUGAUGAAUGGCCUAAAACUAGGGAAUCUUGGUCUGGUCUUGAGGAUGAGAGAUCCAAUCAGACCUCCUUCUCCACAACUCAGCUCUCGAUAUCCAUUCCAAUGACAACCUCAGACUUCUCUGCAGCGAGUUCCCAGUCUCCACAUGAGAAUUGAGAGGAGGACGGUUUACAAUUUUCUGCAGCCGUACCAUGAAAGCCCAGACAACUUUUAGCAAGUUAAGUUGAGCAAUGCCCAAAAGACUCUUUUAAGUCUUUUCAUUUUCCUUGGUAGCUCUAUGGUUGUGGGUUUUCUGCAAGGCUGUUUGUGUACAACUGCAUUUGCAAGCUCAGGGUAUGAAUAAGAUAAAACUGGCCGGUAUGAACAUUGUGGUUGUGUUAAAUGAAAGAGGAACAAGUUUUUGGCUUUCCUUUGAUUGCUUCCUUCCCAAAUUCUUCUAAAUAACAUUAUUCAAUUUUCCUGGAA